Molecule: messenger RNA, 2544 nt
Organism: Entrophospora sp. SA101
Lineage: Eukaryota; Fungi; Glomeromycota; Glomeromycetes; Entrophosporales; Entrophosporaceae
Source: the annotation of a GenBank genome assembly
AUGUCUCAUCAAACUGGAAUUCAAGUUUCUGAAGAACUUGGAGAAUUGUUUGCAAAUGCAGUUGCUAAAGGAGAUUUAAGAAUAAUACGUGUAUCAAUAAUUAAUGAGUCGCUCGUUCCCAAUGGUACAAGAGAAAUUAAAAGUGAUUGGAAAUCGGAUUUUUCUGAGAUUGCUGAAUUUUUAGAAGAAGAGGUUCCAUGUUUUAUACUAUAUCGUCUUGACAGUAAAUCUUCAUCUGGAGAUUAUGAAUGGUUAUUUGCUGCUUAUGUCCCUGAUCAUUCCAAGGUAAGAAAUAAAAUGUUGUAUGCAGCUACACGUGCUACACUGACAAAAGAAUUGGGUAACAAUCGCUUUGUUGAUUCAAUGUAUGGAACUUCAAUGUCUGAAUUUACAUUGGAGGGCUAUGAACAACACAAAAAACAUCAAAAUGCUGAUGCACCAUUGACACAACGUGAAAAAGAAUUAGCAGAGAUUAAAAUUGCGUUCCCUUUAACUGAUGAAGCAAUAGAAGCAAUUAAAUCUUUAAAAAGUGACAGCAAUAAGAAUAAUUUUGUUUUGCUAUCAAUUGAUACAGAGAAAGAAAAGGUCGAACUUGAUGUAAUGAAAAAAAUUGAUAUUGAAAAUCUUGCAAAUUCUUUUCCUAUAGAUAUGCCAAGAUAUGCAUUUUUUAUAUAUGAUCAUCAUCAUAAUGGACAAGAAAUCAAUUCCACCAGUAAUUCAAAAAGAGCUCGUUUAAGACGUGCUCAAUCUUCUACUACUUUACAAUUUGCACCCCCAACAUGGUUAUCAAAAGUUUUUCAACAAGAAUCAAGUUACUCACAAAAUUAUUACCCUGAAAGGUCUCGUUUUCCAGGAAAAAUCUUUUCAAGAAUUUCUUCGACACCUUUCCUUGCACCUAAACUAUUAUUCAUCAUGUUAUGUGCUGGAACUGGGGCCUCAAUUCCUUUUUUACCAAUUUUCUAUAAAGUUAUAUUAGAAUUGAGUUCAACAGAAAUUGGCGCUGUUUUCUCACUUGCACCAUUUAUUGCUGCUUUAAGUUGUCCACUUUGGACUGGCUUGGCUGAUAAAUUUCAGGCGCAUAGAUUUAUAAUUGUUGUAAUAUACUCACUGGCUACAUUAGGCGUUGUCUCUCAAAUGAUUUUACCAACGAUAGUCGAUACAAAAGAUCAAGCUUAUCAUGGAUUUGUUUUGGGAUUUGUCUUAAUUGCAGCUGUUUGGUUUGCCUUUUUUGGUAUACCAGUCAAUGCAUUGAUUGAUAGUGGCGUAUUAAAAAUAUUAGGAGAUAAAAGGGAACUUUAUGGUCAACAACGACUUUGGGGAUCAAUAGCAUAUGGCUCAAGCACUCUUAUAGUGGGACUUUUGUGGGGUGCAUUUAACAAUAUUAAUGUCGUAUUCUUUUACUUUUUUACAACUGCAGCAUUGCUUGUACUGUGUACAAUGUUUACUGAUUUUAAUCCUACAUUUAAUGAAAUUGAAAUAAUCCCAACAACACAUUAUAAAGAUUAUACAUUUAAGCCUUUAAUAGAUCUGGGCGAUCAUGAUGAUGCAGAUGUUGUUAUUGAUGAUUACGGAUCAAGUUCAAGAAAUGUUAAAGUAAUGAUAGAUGAUUCUACACAUAUUGAUGAAUCAGAUGGAGAUGACUCUGACAUUGAUGAUGACGACGAUGAUGGUAUACCGGUUCCAGAUUUAGAUAUUUUAGCAUUUCCACCUACUACACCAAAUUUACCCACCGCAUCGCUUUCAGAUCAUUCUUCUUCAUCAAUCAAAGUACUAUUAACAAAUCCAAGCGUGGUCACAUUAUUAGCAGUAAUGUUACUGAUGGGUAUAGCACUUGCUAUGAGUAAUUCAUUUUUGUUGUUAUUCUUGAGCCAAGAUUUACAAGCAACUUCUACUAUUCUUGGUUUAACAGGACCUUUAAGCUCAGUAACAGAACUUAUCUUUUUCUUUUACUCAAAAGAAUUAAUUUCUCAAUUUGGAAUUUACUCAUUAGUAAUACUAGCUCAUAUAGUUACAAUAUUAAGAUGUUUAACAUAUACGUUAUUACAACCAAAUUUAAUUUCACAUAUGUUAGCACUGUUAGUACAACUUUUGAAUGGUAUCGGAUUUUCUGCUCUAUGGGUAUCUGCAGUAACUCACAUGGCUAACAAUGCUCCGCCAAAUCUUGUAUCAUUUUCUCAAGGUCUCAUGACUGCAUUUUAUGCAGGUAUUGGUACAGGAUUUGGUAGUUUAUUUGGGGGUUUAUUAUAUGAUAGUAAUGGUGGAGCAAAAUUGAUGUUUGAGGUGGUGGUAAUUAUAAGUUGUAUAAGUUUAUUUGUCUACAUAGUGGGUGAAAAUAGAUUUAAUAUAGACAUAACAUAUUUUGGUGGUAAAAGAUACGAUACAAUUGAAUUACCUUGGCAAGAUUCUUAUCAUAAUAGUAAUAAUCAAAGUAGUAGUGAUGACAGUGGUGGCCGAUUAGGAGCUGUAGGAGGAUCAAGUUUAAAAUCAAAUAAUAAUAAUUUCGUAUUAAUACCAAACGACGAUGAUGAUAACAAUCAUAUGUGA